GUGUGUAUAGUGUGUGUGUGUAGUGUGUAUUGUGUAUUGUGUGUGUGUGUGUUUCAGGACUGUUCGCGCCUCUGUCUUCUGUCCUGCUGAUGCAGCUGAAAUCAGACUGUGUGUUUCCAUGAGAACAAAGCUUCGGUCACCGCAGCAACACAAACAGCAGAUGAACAAAGGCGGCCAUGUUUCCAGAAGGCCGUCCUCCCAUAAAUCCCGGCGGCCUGCGGCUCUGAGCGGUUUGUCACUGGGAGCCGUCAUGCCUCUGCCUCGACGCCGUUCCUCCUUCCUCGGACAGUCGUCCUCCGAGCGCCCGGCCGCCGCCUCCUGCGGCAGGCUGAGCUCGACCGGCACCGCCGCUCCCCGCGGCGUCUUCGUGGGCUCCGCCCCGCCCGUGGGCGGGGUGUCCGGCCUGGGGACGCGGGUGUCCCGGCGCGCUCUGGGCAUCAGCAGCGUGUUCCUGCAGGGCAUGAGGAGCAGCGCGGCGCCCGUGCUGCCCCGCGGUGGGGAGCGGGCGGCGGGUCACGGCGCGGCAGCGGCCGGUCUGAACAGCUGCCUGAUGGAGUACAGAGACAAGGUUCGAGCCCUGGAGACGCUCAACCAGCAGCUGGAGGAGCAGAUACGACUCUGCCUGGACCGCAAGGCCUCCAGCGCCGGAGCCUGGGGGCCCCUCAGGAGGGAGUGGGAGGACGUCUACCGACAGGUCAGUGAAGCCAUCCUGGAUAACGCUCGGCUGAUGCUGCAGACAGAGAACGUUCAGGCCAACGCUGAGGACUUUAAGGACAGGUAUGAGAACGAGCAGCCGUUCAGGAAGGCGGUGGAGGAGGAGAUCAACUCCCUGUACAAAGUCAUCGACGACGCCAACCUGACCAAGGCAGAGCUGGAGGAGCAGAUGGAGAACAUGAGAGCAGAGCUGCGUAACCUGGAGCACAACCACGAGCAGGACGUGCGGCUCCUCUACAGUCAGAUGUCGGGACGUGAGGUGGACCAACCCGACGCUCCCAUAGAGACCAGUCUGGACCAGAUCCUGGCUUACAUCAGGAACCACUGGGAGAAGGUCACAGAGAGGAACCGAGCCGACACCGACAGCUACCUGGAGUGUAAGGAGGCGCAGUGUGUCAGCAGGCUGAGUCCGGAGGAGAAGCAGGUGGAGGCGCUGAAGGCCGAGUGCAGCGACGCUGGCUGCAAGAUCCAGAGUCUGCAGGCCGAGACUGAGUCCAUCAGAGCACUGAAGCGUGGUUUGGAGAACUCUCUGGGUGAUGCACGGCACUGGCACGACGUGGAGCUGCAGAAUCUGGGCUCAGUGGUGGCGAAGCUGGAGGCGGAGCUGGCCGAUGUGCGCGGAGAGAUUGACCAGCAGCGCCGCGACUAUGACACGCUGCUGAGCAACAAGCAGCGACUGGAGCAGGAGAUCAGCAUGUACCACGGCAUCCUGGACGGAGAGGAGAGCCGCUUCCAGCCCACCGACCUGAUGUGUUCAGGUCUGCACUCCGACCCUGAGGGAGCUGCUCCAGACUCCAGGACCGAUGCUCCAGGACCUCCAGGACAGUGAUGGUCUGACCUCCCUGUGGAGGAUCUGAGGAGCAGACUGAAGUCCAGCAGAGACUUUGUAGAUGUUUGUGUUUUUUCAGACAGACGUAGACUCUGCUGGAGGGUUUCCUACCAGGUGAGGUGUGCAGGUGUGAAUGAUCAGUCCCUCCAGGAAAUAACGAUUUUGCGAUCGCAAUAAUUCAUGCAAAGAAGAAAUCUCUGCAAUAUUUGUGAGAGCUGCAGUUUAGUUAAAUUACAGCAACUUUCCUGCAUGAAACCAAGCAGUCCAAACCAGCAGCUGCUUGUGGUUUGGACCAAUUGUGGCGUUUGGUGUGGUGGUAACUGACGUCAUUCAGGUGGAAGAUGGACAAAUCUCACCUGCCAACAAACAUGAUGCCAUAGACGAGCAAAACAAUUCCCAAAUGUUCCCAAACGUUCCCAGAUGACAGUGGAGGGAAACUGUUUUGUAAUCCUUGUAACAUUGUGGUCGACUACAAGCAGAAAUCUUCACCAGUCAGUCAGCGAUGAAUAAACAACACUGCAAUCACUGUGACCGAAGCAGCUGACUAUA
Messenger RNA from Thunnus maccoyii (southern bluefin tuna), 2092 nucleotides. It is a transcript of the gene bfsp2, whose product is annotated as beaded filament structural protein 2, phakinin. Gene Ontology annotation, biological process: intermediate filament organization. The record is from RefSeq and is a predicted model, not a curated record. The transcript is spliced from 7 exons. Gene Ontology annotation, cellular component: intermediate filament. NCBI's taxonomy places the organism in Eukaryota, Metazoa, Chordata, Actinopteri, Scombriformes, Scombridae. The coding region runs from base 119 to 1543 and encodes 474 amino acids. Gene Ontology annotation, molecular function: structural molecule activity.